CAGGGACUCAAAGCAGACGCUAUGUGGAAUAUAGCCUGGGUUUCUAGAAUUGCAAUUCGGCGCUAAUGGCGGGGUGCUGCCACUGAAGUCGUUGCAUCUACUGUGUCAGACCACUGCCCGUGUAAAUUAUCUUCGUUUACGUGAACGGCCCAUGCCCCUGCACUACGGCACGUACCUUACGUCAACGUCCUCAAACCAAAUGACGCCGGUAUUUACUAACCACGGAAUUUGCAAACUAACCAGCUACCGCCAUUAUUUAGAAGAAUGGCGCGUGGGUUUAGCAUAUUAGGAGUAUAUGGAGUUAUUCUGCUGUCUUUCCACUUCUUGACUUGUGCCUGACUUUCUUUAAAUCUAUCAACCUUCAAUCAUCAUGAUGGAGUCCCUCAACGGUAUCAUGGAUUCCUUGACUGCCAACGGCGACAAGAACCCAGUCGGCUUACAAUACUUGCCUGCCGAGCUGAUAGAAGCCAUAUUCCAAGACCUUGGAGUCGAUUCCUGCAAAUCGUUCCGUUUAACGUCCAAACGAUGUGCAAUUCUUGGCCAACCAUACAUACUAAGCCCGCGGCUGAAACUGUUUCCCCAUAGGGACGACUUCACCAAGCUCAUGGAAAUAUCUCAGCAUCCCUACUUCUCGUCUCAGAUCCAUCGAGUAGAAAUCUACAUGGCGAAGGCUGAUGACUUUCACUUUCGAAAUAACCUGUGUCUCCAGCAAUGCGCUAAAGAAAGGACAGGAAGCGCCGAGACGAUGGAGAAGUCGAUGGCCAAGUAUCAAAAGCAGAAAGGACUGGAGGAGGCAUUCGCAGACGACUUCUGCAACCCGGAAAUUUUGGAGCUAGCUUUCCCCAAUAUGAAAAAUCUGGAGGCUAUCGACAUCAAAAUGGAAGAAUGCCUAUACAACGACCUCGUCUUGUGGGAUGCUUGGAAAAUGGGCUUAUCAAAAGCAGAGCCGGGCGACGCCGAAAUCGUCCACUUCAUGGCGAUCCUUCGCGCUGCGUCAGCGUUAAAUCUGCGAGUUCUAACGAAUGACCUCUUACCUUUUGGCAUCUGGGAUAUGGACUGCUACCGCCCUGGCCUGGAAGCGGCGUUCCACGGUCUGACGACCCUGAAACUGGUUAUGGGAUGCAAGAACCUCAGGGAUCAUCAUGCCACCGACAGCCGCGACUCUUGGGCAAACAAGUUGAACAAAGCCUUGAAAGGAGCCACAAAUCUUCGGGAACUACACGUAGGCUUCAAAUUGUCGUUCUCGGCAGUUUUGGACUGCCCUCCCCUCCUAGAUGGGCUGAUGCUACCACACCUACACACUCUCAUACUGGAAAAGAUAGCAUGGCACCCGGAAGAGCUAAGUUCAUUCCUCAAAUCUCAUGCGGCCACACUCAGACGUCUUCGAGUCUGGGCAUUCGUGAGCAAAAAGGACUUGAAGGGGAACACUGUCGACCAGCCCGCCGACCUUGAGCUGCUCAUAGACGAGAUGAAGGAGCACCUCCAGCUAGAAAAGCUGGAUGUCUGCGGUCACCCAUCAGUCCUUUGCCAGCCCGCCGAGAUUUUCUGGUUCCAUGAAACGGGGCUGUACGAUGAGAACUGGGAACCCGUCAAACAGCACACAGGUUCACCGAGUGUGAUGGCUCAGCGCUUCGAGGAAUAUGUUGUGCACAGCGGCCCCUCACCUUACGGGAGAGACAUCGGUGAUUUAUUUUCAUGACUGGUUAAUUACUAAUGGGUAUCUAUCUAACUCCUACGACAACGUUUCUUCGUCUACUCUUCAUCCUCCACGGCCUUCAGGAGACUUCUCGACAACCUAUCUCCCCAAACCCCUCAUUCCAAACAAAUAAAGGGGAUUCUCAGCAACUCUCAUCUCCCGCGCCUCUUCCCCCCAAAACCCCUAAUAAGGCUUCUCACUAGCCCUCCUUGAAUCCUUCCUCCCCAUACAAAAAAUAACCACCCACGCCCCCAUCGCCACCCCCAUCGCCGCCGUCCCCCCCCACGUCAUCGCCAAAAACUUGUGUCCCUUAUACGCAUACAACCCGACAUCAUUACCAUACUGAUUCACCACCUCCGUCGCCUUGACAAUAAUCGCCGUCACGAUCGCGCUCGAUAUCGCCAGCGCCAGGAACGCCACGAUCGCCAACAGGAAAUUGAGACAUGAUGUCAAGCGGCCUGUGGAGAAGAAGGAGAUCAAGGCGAGGAUGAUGCAGAGCCCGGAGGCGGCGGCGCCGAUGCAGUAGAGGAUGAACAUGGCGGUCAUGGCUAUGUUGAAGGCUUUGAUGCCGUUCUUGAUGUCGUCUGAGUAGCCGAGGUCGGCGAGGUUGAUUUUUCCUGCUAGGGGGCCGGAAUCAAGUUCUUUCUGGAGUUGGGAGGUUGGGUCGAAGUGGUCUAUACGUCGGAAUCAGCCACUGUUCGCCGGUGUACUACUUUACGGAAAAGGGGGAAGGGAGAUGACAUACACAUAGCCUUCAUAGGCGUACACCCACUAACAUUCAUCUUCGCCCCCCUAUCCGUCGCCCUCGGCGUGUAGGUGCCCAUACACAUAUCCGUCAUGUGCAAGUUAUACCACUGAUGGAUCCCCAGCUUCUCCGCGAGCUUAUCCGCCACAUCACCACGGAUCUCGUUGAAUUCGUUCAUGAUAUCCCCCUUGGGAUCGCCGGCGAUGUUGUUGAGCCAUGACCCGAUUGAGGUUGGUGAGGAGGAGGUGCUGGAGGUUGUGGGAGAGGUGUCGUGGCCGAGGCUGGAGGUGUUGAGCUGGGGGGGGAAAGGUUAGUUAUUGUGUUUAUUGAGGGAUG
Messenger RNA from Pseudogymnoascus verrucosus, 2777 nucleotides. RefSeq lists its product as uncharacterized. The record is from RefSeq and is a predicted model, not a curated record. The transcript has a single exon. Lineage: Eukaryota; Fungi; Ascomycota; Leotiomycetes; Thelebolales; Thelebolaceae. Bases 371 to 1699 code for a protein of 442 amino acids.